Messenger RNA from Notothenia coriiceps (black rockcod), 2198 nucleotides. It is a transcript of the gene tmem158, whose product is annotated as transmembrane protein 158. Bases 329 to 1042 code for a protein of 237 amino acids. The transcript has a single exon. The record is from RefSeq and is a predicted model, not a curated record. Lineage: Eukaryota; Metazoa; Chordata; Actinopteri; Perciformes; Nototheniidae.
CCUGAAGUGACAAAGAGGUGGGCCAAGCUCAGUUGAGCUCGAGCUGUGAUGAAGGCAGCGCGCGGUGCUGCCCAGCGUGCUUCUGCUGUAAAUUUAGCGAACAAGUCAGGAGGAAAAUAUCCGAAGGGAGGGAGGGAGGGGGAAGCGCGCGUGUGAUAGGCAUUGGACGGCUCCCUUCAUACCAGUAAGACAGGGGAUUGAGUUUCUCCAUCGGGAGCUGCGUUAUUAAAGACCACUGGCGACUGGCUGGUCCAAACAUUGGAGUGCAUUGUCCGUCGCCUGCGAAUUGCCACAGCACCAUGCGAGCAGGAGAGACGCGCCCUGGGCCAUGCUGAACGACUCCCCGACUCUCCUGCUGGCUCUCACCGCAGUGGCCGGACUUCUCCAGCGAUGCCAGGGCUGGAGCGACGAAGAACUCCUCCUGCCGCCCACCAACUCCUCCAACAGGUUCCUGACCAACCUGGAGGUGGACGUGCGCUUCUCCAAGAGGUCCGUGGAGGAGAGCGACGCCUCCCCCGACGCCUCGCCCGACGCCUCCUCCCUGCAGCCGGUGUCCCAGUGCAACGUGAGCGUGCAGAGGCUGCUGCCCACCUCGCUCGUGGCCCGCUGGGACAGCAGCUUCGGCUUCCAGUGUGAUGUGCUCAUCUACACCAUCAACAACCACGGAAGGGCUUUUUUCUCCGCGGCGUUCAACAGGGCAAUCUCGCCCGUCGUCAUCGAGCAUCUCGGUAUCACCGGGGUUCAGCAGGAGCUGCGGCUGUGCGUGGGCUGCGGGAUGUCCCGGUACCGGAGAUUCGGCCAGGGCAGGUCGAGGGGCCAGCAGGCGGGGGGUCAGGUCACUUUCUGCUGCGUGGAUUUCAGCCUCGACGAACUGAAGGGGGACAAAAGUUGGAGGCUGAACAGAAAGCCCAUCGAGUCGACACUUGUGGCUUGUUUCAUGACUUUGGUCAUCAUUGUGUGGAGUGUUGCUGCUCUCAUAUGGCCAGUCCCCAUCAUUGCAGGGUUUCUGCCCAAUGGGAUGGAGCAGAGGAGACCGAGAUAAUUGAACAUAAUCUUUAUUAUAAUUAGCCUGUGCUGCCUAUUCUAUAACUGUAGCCAUUGAACUGUUCACCUGAAAGAAUGAUGGAGGAGCUACUGAGACAUUUUUGAUCAGAUGCUUUAGUUUUGGGGUGUUUUUUAACUAAUUUAGAGCUCCUCCACAUUACAAGGUAAAGUAUGAUGGAUUAUAGCCUACUAGCCAUUAGUGAUCUAUACUGGGACCAACACCAAUGUGUUUUGUAUACCCUUGUAGGCCUUCCUAUAUAUAAUGUCAACGUAAACUGUGCAAACUUUUCUCUUUAAACAGUGUUUGUAUAGUUUUCAAUCUUUCUAGAAAGUUUUUGCCUUAUCCCAUGUGUAGGACCUUUGCACUGAAACCUGAACUUUAAAGUGUGCCGUCACAUAUAUAACCACUAGUCAUGUUCAAAGUUCAUGUAUUAGUUUUAAUUUCCCCAAAUAGAUGUUGUAUCUUGAAAUAGAGAGGGUUUCAAUAAUAACAUUGGUAGGUUUAUAAUAUCAAUAUGCGUGUUUAUUUGUAUCCAUGUUCCAAUGGUUUCAAUUAAAAUAAAAUUGAUUAUAGGCUAUCUCAGAUUCUCUCUAAACUGUUUUCUGUGGCCCUAUCAAAUUGACUUCACACUGAGUUUAAGUGAACAUUGCAUGUGAACAAAGGCAAAGUCUUUGGAAAACAUACACUCAGUUGCCAGUUUUUACACCAAGCUCAAACUAAUGCAGCUUAUAAAACGAUACCUUGAGGAAGGUCCUAAUGUUUCAGAGAGCUGUUGAUUCAGCUGUUUGAUCAUUUUUUAAGAUGAAGUUUGUGGUGCUGUUGAGCUGUGUUGCACUGCUCAGAAAUGUGUUACCUUGAAAUGUUACUUUGAAGUGCAAAAUGCACAAAUAAUAGACUCUAUUGACCCAUAUUAUUUUAUUAUCUCAUAAAUUGUUUAAAUGCCUGCCUAUAUGACUUAUACAACUCAAAUAUACAUUUUGUUUGCUGUUUAUUUCUUAACUGCAGAUGUUGAAUUAUUAACAGUACUUCAAUAUCAAUGAUAAAGUACUUCUUCUGACAAUGGCUUCUUUUCAGAGUGUUAAAGUAUUGAUGCAUAACUAGCAGCAUUUUAAUGUUGCUGGUUCAGCUAAUGCCCAGGUUUUGUUGGUACAGA